Molecule: messenger RNA, 2149 nt
Organism: Pectinophora gossypiella (pink bollworm)
Lineage: Eukaryota; Metazoa; Arthropoda; Insecta; Lepidoptera; Gelechiidae
Exons: 1
Coding region: 402-1658 (418 amino acids)
Source: RefSeq, a predicted model, not a curated record
UUAUAUAAUGAGCGGGGCGCUCGGCGAUCGUCCACAGCGCCGCGGCUCGCUUUCACUCAGUUCGCGAUUAAUUACGAACACGAUUGUGUUCACUCGCUUCUAUUUGCUCAACUGUUUGACGGCUGAAAGAUAAAGAAACAGCUAAAGUACAACGUUGUACGACGACGGUGAUAUCUUAUCGCAGCCACUCUAUUGAUCACUCACCAUAUAUCGCAAACGACUCGCCUUAUACGGACGACCGGGCCACCUUUAUUCUCCAAUUUAACGUGUAGACGUGUACUCUUUUGUAAGCGCGAUGUUACCGGUGAAGUCAUAAUGUGCGGAAUACAAAAAUAGAAACACUGUGUUUACAGGAAAAUAGUAUUAAAUACAACACUGUUGCGGUUUGUAAUCGAACGGAAAUGACGACGAAAUCGCCUACAACCAGUGUAAGGUCGCGGGAAAUAAUCGGAGUGGACCAGUUCAGUCAGCGCCGUGAAGUGUUUGACAAAUACGACACCGUGUUCCUCCCGCUGCCCUCACCCAACGCUAUGGCCUACAAAGAGGCGCAGCCCAUCGUCACCUCCAACCACGGCAAGACGACCACCAACUUUAAACGUAACGCUCCUGCCUUUUCCAGUAUGCGUGAAUCAAGGACAGACGAGCGCAACUUUGAAUUUCGAGCCAGGAAGUACUCCGACAACUUUACUUCUGAAUUAAAUCAGAGCGAUGACGUGGAUUACCGACGCAGCAUGACUGAAAGAACCCGACGUCUAUCAAAACUAAGGAAAGACUUCCUAAAUUCCAACUUGCACGAACCAAACCAGGAGAGCCCGUUUGCCCGUACUGGCAUGAGGGCGUCUUUGCCAGCAAGCAGUGCUACAGUGUUAAAAUAUAAAAUUGAAAGUCCUAAUUUGUACAAAUUCCCGUUUGCUGAACCUUACGCGACUCCACCUCCAGUACGCAAGGUUAUGGUCGAUCUUGGACCAAUGGAAGUAAAUGGUGAGAAAGAAAACCAAGAUCCCCAAGCCCGACCCAGAUACGUUAGUUUACCAAGUAACAAUACUUCACCAAAAAUUGAUCAUCAGAAACUGUUUGAAGAGCUAGUGAAACGUUAUUCCCCAGAGCGCAAACCGAUAGAUUGGAAGUUGCCUCCUACCCGGCCGAGAGUUGUAGGAUCUGUUCCCAAAUCUACAUCAAGUGCCGCAGAUAGCAUCGAUAGCAGCGACAAGAAAACUUUAGAUGAAACAUUUAACAAAACUGAAGACGAUGACGUUUUUUUGAAGAGAGAAAUAAAUGAAAUUGUAAAGGAAAGUAGUGAAGCAAUUGGCAAACCUGCAGAACAAACUAAUAUUUCUGAAAUAACAAAGAAUGGUCCGGAAAGAAAUGAUAAAGAGAUACCAGCAAACAGCAAAGGAGAAAAUAAAGACAGGGAGUCAAAAACUUCUUUGGCAGAAUUAGAAGAAAAGAACGACGAAGUCCCGGAACUAUCAUCUUUACAAAAGAACGAUGGAACCAAGAGACCAUCUCUCGAGAAAUAUACGGAUCUGUCUAUACCUGCUUUGAUAGAAAAAAUAAACGAAGAAGGCGAGGAUUUGGAAAGCCAUAAGAAAGAUAAGAAAGUUAAAAGGAAGAGAAGUUUCUUAGACAAACUUCUAGGACGAAAAAAAGACAAAUAAACGAGUGUAAUAUUAUACCACGCAAAUGUAAAGUACACACACCAAAGAUUUAUUGAGGUUGUUCUUUUUUUAAACAUGACAUAAUUAUUUUGAAUAGCUAGAAUGAAAGUAUUUUUGAUACAAUAUUAUUUAUAAAAUAUGUUUAUAGAAAUAAUUAAUAGCAGACUUCCUCUGUUUUUUAUCUAAAUGCAAUGGUUGGGUUAUCACUAGUUGAUAAAACGUAAGUGCCAUGUGACACUCCCUAUCAGCCAAAUUCUAAGUAAAUAUGCUUAUAGACAUGGUAACAAAUAUAGAACAUUGGAAUCUGUGAAACAUUCCAACUUAUUAUAUUUCUUUUUUUUAUGUUUUCUUCCUGUGUAAUUAUUUCAUUUUGUAAUAAAUUGUUAUUUAAAUGUUAUUUUUAGUAAAAGCACUAUAAAACAUCUUAAAUUUUUUAUGUUUCAGGCUUUGAAAAUGUAAUAUGUUGUUUAAUAAAUGCUACUAUAAAAUUA